Homarus americanus (American lobster) is the source of this 1528-nucleotide messenger RNA. RefSeq names its product metallophosphoesterase MPPED2-like. The record is from RefSeq and is a predicted model, not a curated record. Lineage: Eukaryota; Metazoa; Arthropoda; Malacostraca; Decapoda; Nephropidae. Gene Ontology annotation, molecular function: hydrolase activity. The transcript is spliced from 7 exons. The coding region runs from base 284 to 1147 and encodes 287 amino acids.
GCUGUUGAUGUCGGGGCAACGGUGAAAAACAUGCCAGCUUUCACUUCACUUCCUGCACUCUCAGUGUCAACACGUAACGCUACCCACCCAAACAAAACUCAGUGCAGUGUAACCAACAAUAGUGAAUAACUGUUGUUAGAAGAACCAUUGCUUGCAUGUGAAGUGUCAUUCAAGCUAAUUCCUUCAGAAAUUUUUCUUCUCGUGACCUGUAUUGACUCUGGAGCCAGUGGUGCCCCCAGCUCUACGGGCAUCACUCGUCACUGUCCCUCCAUCGACACUCAUCAUGGCAAAAGAUACAUUGAGCCCCAGGAACACCAAUUUCCUGUCUAAGUUGUGUUGGUGGACACAACACGAAGACGAAGACUGGAGCUCCAAUCCCAAUGAUGCUUGGGCAAAAAUCAGCAGUGACCAGAUAGUAGACACAGUUGUCCCCAUCUCACCACACACUCCUCCUGCACCUAAUAUGGUAAGAUUCGUGUGUAUGAGUGACACACACAACACAACGGAUUCCCUGUAUCAUCCAGUGCCUGACGGGGACGUGUUGCUACAUGCUGGGGAUUUCACCUUCCAUGGCUCCCUGAACGAGGCCAACAAGUUCAACAAAUGGCUAGGAACGCUACCGCACCCCCACAAGGUAGUGAUCGCGGGGAACCACGAGGUGUUGUUGGAUCAGGAAGCCUGCCUCUUUGUCAAGGCUGCCGACCCUCUCCAAGUCCUCACCAAUGCCACCUACCUGAACGAGGACUCAGUUACCCUCUACGGCAUCAAGAUCUAUGGCGCCCCCUGGACGCCUGAGUAUCACAAAAUGGCCUUCAACAUACAGCGCGGGAAGGAACUUCGGAAAAAGUGGUCGAAGAUUCCCAAAGACACAGAUAUCCUGAUGACCCACGGUCCUCCCCUGGGUCACGGUGACCUGACCUGGCGAAAGGAACGGGUAGGCUGUGUUGAUCUCCUCUCUGCCACAAAAAACAAAGUCAAGCCCGCCUACCAUGUCUUCGGCCACAUACAUGAAGGGUACGGGAUGACGACGGACGGCCAGACAGUGUUCGUGAAUGCUGCCACUUGCAACCUCGACUAUAAUCCCGUCAACCCCGCCAUCGUGUUCGACAUGCCUCUACCUGAUGGUUUCACCAAACCCACACCAUAACACAGCUACUCGCACCACAGACGUAAACACAACAACUCUCAUAAGAAACAAAGAGGGACAAGAAGACAAGUCGGGGAGAAGUUGUGGAGUCUUCUAGCGACACACAACCUCGCGACCUGACUAGCGUCUGUAGUAUCUACAAACCUGUCUGUCCUUUAUGGAUCCCUAUAGAAAGUCAGGUGUUUAGGUGUGCCAGCACACUGCACAAAUGAUAGCACUAUGCGGAUUUUAGUUAACAGAACUGGUUGCAAUUUUUUACCCUAAAAUAACGGCGAUAAGAUCGGUAAGGUGUGUUUCACGUCUCUACUCUCACGUCAACAAUUCAUCUAACAUUACUUAGUCUUAACCUUAUGUGUAAAUAAUAUGUGCUUAAUAAUUACU